Durusdinium trenchii is the source of this 1971-nucleotide messenger RNA. NCBI's taxonomy places the organism in Eukaryota, Dinophyceae, Suessiales, Symbiodiniaceae. The record is from the annotation of a GenBank genome assembly.
CUUGUGAUCUUUAAAACACACUUUGAUUGACCAACCUGAGCCUGACCAUGCCACCGCCGGAGGCGCGCUGGGCGGCCCCUCGAACCGACAUCUUGCGGGCGGCGGAUGCAGGUCGACACGAGGAAGCCAUCCAGUCUUUGCAAGAAGAUCCUCAAAGGAUUCAGCUUCGAGAUCGAGACGGUCUGACCUGCCUGCACCAUGCGGCGCGAAAGGGCCACAGCGCUUUGGCGAAGGAGUUGCUGCGCUACAGGGCCGAUCUCAAGGCACAGGAUCAGUGGGGCAUGACCCCGUUGCACCGCGCGGUGGCCAAAGGUCACCUACCGGUGGUCGAGCUGCUCCUGACGGCGCGCGCAGAGAUCCGUGCCAAGAAUACCCGAGGCCUCACAGCCUUUGACUUUGCCAGAGCACACCACGAUGGCAAAAUGACGCAAUUCUUGUCCAGCUUCUCGUCACCGGAGGCGUGAGGACCCGGGGAGCGGCACCCGGGGAGCGGCACGGUGCCCUUUUUCCCCCGAGCUUGUCCAAGACAACGGGAAACGGUCGCUGCGCCUGAAAGAGCCGAAAACGACUGUGGGUGCUGGCGCGGGUGAAUCCGAAACGCCGGUGGUAUUUUUUUGGACGGUUUUGUUUUGGACUCCGUGUUCCAAACCAUGCAAAGUUUCAACAGGACGCUUUCUUUUUCUGUGCAACCUGCAUAUCAACGACAUCAUAGAUUAAUUAGCACAUUAGACACACUGUAAUUUGAAGAUAUUGAGUGCGUAUGGUCUGGCGCCAUUGGCUUUCAUUCCGUUUUCAUUGUUUCUCCAUCCGUGCCGGCUUUGGUGUUUUCCUCCAUGAAGAUGGGUUUUGGCAGAGGUGCUCCGGAACUACUGCAACGAGCUUGGUGGAAAUUCAUCAAAAGCCUUUCCGUAUUUUUCCAUGGGAUACUUAUCUUUUGGCAGGAUGGGAAGACCAUCUUGAGAGUCUUGAGAGGUAGGGCCUGGUAGGGGCGGGAAGUCUUCCGACCAAAAUCACAUGAAGACUCACUAUUUUUUCCAAACAGAUCCAAACUCUCGGAAAGGGGAAGGUAUCCUAAAUCAUGAUCGCACAGACUCAUCCGACACUCCUUGGAAGUCAGGGACAUUGUAAAGCUUUGGCCCCCUUUCGCUGAUCCAUUGGUAUGAGACUCUGUGAACCAUUUCAGAGUAGAUGCGAGCCAUGGUGAGGCCUCAGAUCACUUGCAAGAGUGCGUCAUUGGAUCGUUGAUCCAGUUUUUCUGCCGUACUGGAGCCUGGUGGACCCACACAAAACUUUAGUUUGAUAGUAAUUCUCGCACUGUCUGAUGUGGGAUUUACAGCUGUUGCAGGAUUUCUUCUUGAGCAUAUUUCCACACCAUGUGCAAGACAGACACUUUAGGAGGCAUGACGUGACGUGCCACGGUGUGAUGUCCAAUGGAUGUGUCCAGCACCACCACGAGUGGGCCAUGCAAGUCCGCAGUGGGCCAUGGUCUGUCAGUGGACGUUCGGGCGUUUUCCUGGAUGCAGAUCAAGCAUGCUUUCCCUGUGUUAGCCAAUGUGUUUGUGUAGGUUGCUUGUAAGAAUAGGGGGAGACCCCGCAACCUGUGGGUUGGUCUAUUCUAACUUGAACCAUGUAUUGAUGCGAUUGAUGUGCUUUGUCCAGGACAGUCUUCAUGGCAAGCACGGUGCCCGAUGGCGACUCUUUUGUCGAUGUCCAAAAAGCUGGUUUGUUCGGAAAGCAUCGAAUGAACAGGAUUGCUUGGUUGAAUAGUGCCCAUGUAAAGAUGUUCUCGUUUAUGUGAACUUGAACUAGUAUGAUGACUCUUGUUAUGCACCGCAUGUGACAUGUUCGGUCCUUUCCAUCGGAGGCUGCUUUCCAUGCACGAUGUUUGACCUGUUUAUUGCCUGUCUAUCGUUGGUUGGAUUCUCUUUUUCAGAUUGCCAUUCCGUCCAAGUGGAGCUUAGCAUGAUCGAA